GACCCGGUUUGAGUGGCGCAGCGCCUGUUCGCCGCCGUAUCUGCCUCUGCCCGGUUCUCCCUCGUUCUGCCGCCUUAUAUAACUCCCGUCCGCCUCCCACCCUCCUCUCUUCCUUCUUUCUCCCUCCACACUACUCUCCUACUACCACUACCACACACACACACACACACACACACACUCGCUCAACUACCAACCACUACCUUCACAAUGCAGUUCAAGCUCCUCAUCGCCGCUCUUGCCGCCGCCGCUGGUGUCUCCGCCGCUGUCUCCAACACCACCACCAACAGCACCACCUCCUCCAACAGCACCUCGACCACCAACUCGUCGGUCGUCACCUCCGCCACCCCCUCUGCCACUGAGUCCGCCGCUGCUGGCUCGCAGAACAUCGUUGGCGCUGGCAUCCUCGGUGCCGUCGUUGCCGGUGGCAUCGCUCUCGUCCUGUAA
Molecule: messenger RNA, 444 nt
Organism: Myxozyma melibiosi
Lineage: Eukaryota; Fungi; Ascomycota; Lipomycetes; Lipomycetales; Lipomycetaceae
Exons: 2
Source: RefSeq, a predicted model, not a curated record